Lachancea thermotolerans CBS 6340 is the source of this 5697-nucleotide messenger RNA. RefSeq names its product 1,3-beta-D-glucan synthase (gene FKS1). Bases 1 to 5697 code for a protein of 1898 amino acids. Gene Ontology annotation, biological process: (1->3)-beta-D-glucan biosynthetic process; fungal-type cell wall polysaccharide biosynthetic process. Lineage: Eukaryota; Fungi; Ascomycota; Saccharomycetes; Saccharomycetales; Saccharomycetaceae. Gene Ontology annotation, cellular component: plasma membrane; 1,3-beta-D-glucan synthase complex. Gene Ontology annotation, molecular function: 1,3-beta-D-glucan synthase activity. The transcript has a single exon. The record is from RefSeq and is a predicted model, not a curated record.
AUGUCCUACAACGAUCAGGCUAAAUACUACGAUCAGCAGGGCCAGGCGGAGCAGGGCUACGACGCCCAGCAAGGAUAUGCUGCUGACCCAUACCAGAACUACGGCCAGCAGGCUCAGUUCGAUGAGUACGGCCAGCCUAUCUACACUGAAGGGCAGUACGACCACGAAGAUGCCGCCCACUACGACCCCAACGCUGCCGACUACUACGCUCAGCAGGGCUACGAACCCGACCAAGCCGACUACGGCAACGGCAACGCAUACUACGAGCAGCCACGUGGCAUGGGCCAAGACCCCGAGAACUUCUCGGACUUCAGCUACGGUCCUCCAGGGACCCCAGGCUACGACGGCUACGGCAACGCUAAUGCCGGCCAGUACACGCCUUCCCAGAUGAGUUAUGGGGAGCCCCGUUCUUCCGGCGCUUCCACUCCCAUCUACGGUGGCGAAGGCUUUGACUCGUCGGCGAUUGCCAUGGCUUUGCCCAACGAGCCAUACCCCGCAUGGACCGCAGACAACCAGUCUCCUGCUACUAUUGAGCAGAUCGAGGAUGUGUUCAUUGACCUUGCCAACAGAUUUGGUUUCCAGAGAGACUCUAUGAGAAACAUGUUCGAUCACUUCAUGACCUUGUUGGACUCCAGAGCCUCCAGAAUGUCGCCACAACAAGCGUUGCUCUCGUUGCACGCUGACUACAUUGGAGGCGACACUGCCAACUACAAAAAAUGGUAUUUCGCCGCUCAGCUGGAUAUGGACGACGAGGUGGGUUUCCGUAACAUGAGCUUAGGCAAGCUCUCAAGAAAAGCCAGAAAGGCCAAGAAGAAGAACAAGAAGGCCAUGAAGGAGGCAGACGCCGAAGACACCGACGCCAUGUUGAGCAAGCUGGAGGGUGACAACUCAUUAGAGGCUGCUGACUUUAGAUGGAAGGCCAAGAUGAACAAAUUGUCUCCUUUGGAAAUGGUUCGUCAAGUCGCUUUGUACUUGCUAAUUUGGGGUGAGGCUAACCAAGUCAGGUUUACUUCUGAGUGUCUGUGUUUCAUUUACAAGUGUGCUUCUGAUUAUCUGGACUCUCCGCUGUGCCAGCAGCGCACUGAGCCUAUUCCUGAAGGCGACUACCUAAACAGAGUGAUCACUCCAUUAUAUCUUUUCUUGAGAUCUCAAGUGUAUGAGGUCGUGGACGGCCGCUUCAUGAAGCGUGAAAGAGAUCACAAUAAGGUUAUCGGUUACGAUGAUGUAAACCAGUUGUUUUGGUACCCAGAGGGUAUUGCUAAAAUUGUCUUCGAGGACGGAUCAAGGCUAAUUGACCUGCCUGCAGAGGAACGCUAUCUCAGGUUAGGAGAGGUGUCUUGGAAUGAUGUCUUUUUCAAAACAUAUAAGGAGAUUCGUUCAUGGUUCCACUUGGUUACCAACUUCAACCGUAUCUGGGUUAUUCACGGGUGCGUCUACUGGAUGUACAUGGCAUAUGUCUCGCCCACGAUAUACACUAAGAACUACCAGCAGCUUGUUGACAACAAGCCGACUCCUGCUUAUAGAUGGGCCACUGCGGCUUUGGGUGGUACCCUAGCGUGUGUUAUUCAGAUUGUUGCUACGAUUGCUGAGUGGUUUUUUGUUCCAAGAAAUUGGGCUGGUGCUCAACAUUUAUCUCGUCGUUUUAUGUUUUUGGUCUUACUUCUGGCGAUCAACUUAGCUCCUGUCAUUUUCGUGUUCGCGUACACCGGAAGAGACAUUUACUCGAAAGCUGCCAAUGCUGUGGCUGGUGUCAUGUUCUUUUUCUCCCUGGGAACGGUUGUUUUCUUUGCCGUAAUGCCUUUAGGUGGGCUGUUUACGUCUUACAUGAAGAAGUCCACUAGAAAAUACGUGGCUUCGCAGACCUUCACAGCAUCUUUUGCUCCUCUCAAGGGUAUUGACAUGUGGAUGUCUUACUUACUUUGGUUUACCGUUUUUGCUGCGAAGUACUCCGAGUCUUACUUCUUUUUGAUCAAGUCGCUUAUUGACCCUGUCAGGAUUUUGACAACCACUACUAUGAGAUGCACUGGUGAUUUCUGGUUUAAAAACAAGUUGUGCAUGCACCAACCAAAAAUUGUGCUGGGCUUGAUGAUCGCAACAGAUUUCAUUUUGUUUUUCCUAGAUACAUUCAUGUGGUACGUUAUUUGCAACAUGAUCUACUCUGUCGGGAGAUCAUUUUACCUCGGUAUAUCUAUCCUGACUCCUUGGAGAAACAUUUUCACGAGACUGCCUAAGAGAAUCUACUCCAAGAUUUUGGCUACCACCGACAUGGAGAUUAAAUACAAGCCAAAGGUUUUGAUUUCUCAGGUUUGGAAUGCUAUUGUUAUAUCAAUGUACAGAGAGCACUUGCUAGCCAUAGACCACGUUCAGAAGCUAUUGUACCACCAAGUGCCUUCCGAAAUUGAGGGCAAGAGAACUUUGCGUGCUCCAACUUUCUUCGUCUCUCAGGAUGAUAACAAUUUUGAAACGGAGUUUUUCCCCAGGGAUUCUGAAGCUGAACGUCGUAUUUCCUUUUUUGCACAAUCGCUUGCCACGCCUAUUCCAGAGCCUUUGCCUGUUGACAACAUGCCAACUUUCACUGUUUUGACCCCUCAUUACUCUGAAAGAGUUCUUUUGUCUUUGAGAGAGAUUAUCCGUGAGGACGAUCAAUUCUCAAGAGUUACUCUCUUGGAAUAUCUGAAACAAUUGCAUCCUGUCGAAUGGGACUGCUUUGUGAAGGACACCAAGAUUUUGUCGGAAGAAACGGCUGCUUAUGAAGGCGCUGAAGAAGACUCUGAAAAGGAAGGUGGCUUGAAAUCCCAAAUUGACGAUCUACCAUUUUACUGCAUCGGGUUUAAGUCUGCCGCUCCAGAAUACACUCUCCGUACAAGAAUUUGGGCCUCUUUGAGAUCCCAGACACUAUACCGUACCGUUUCUGGUUUCAUGAAUUAUGCCAGAGCAAUCAAGCUUCUAUAUCGUGUUGAAAACCCAGAAAUUGUCCAGAUGUUUGGUGGCAAUGCUGAGGGCUUGGAGAGGGAGCUGGAGAAGAUGGCCAGAAGAAAAUUCAAGUUUUUGGUUUCCAUGCAGAGACUUGCCAAGUUCAAGGCUCAUGAACUGGAAAACGCCGAAUUUUUGUUGAGAGCUUAUCCAGAUCUUCAGAUUGCUUACUUGGAUGAAGAGCCCCCAUUGAAUGAAGGUGAGGAACCAAGAAUCUUUUCCGCACUUAUUGACGGCCACUGUGAACUACUGCCAAACGGCCGCAGACGCCCUAAGUUCAGAGUUCAACUUUCUGGUAACCCUAUCCUUGGUGAUGGUAAAUCUGACAACCAAAAUCAUGCCAUGAUCUUUUACAGAGGUGAAUACUUGCAACUUAUCGAUGCCAACCAAGACAACUACUUGGAAGAGUGUCUGAAGAUCAGAUCCGUUUUGGCUGAGUUUGAAGAAUUGAAUGUCGAGCAAAUCAAUCCAUAUGCUCCAGGACUGAAAUACGAAGAACAAACGACCAACCACCCUGUUGCUAUCGUAGGCGCAAGGGAGUAUAUCUUCUCAGAGAACUCUGGUGUAUUGGGUGACGUUGCUGCCGGUAAGGAGCAGACAUUCGGUACUUUGUUUGCACGUACCUUGGCACAGAUUGGUGGUAAGUUGCAUUAUGGUCAUCCUGAUUUCAUCAAUGCCACUUACAUGACGACAAGAGGUGGUGUUUCUAAGGCCCAAAAGGGUCUGCAUUUGAACGAAGAUAUUUACGCUGGUAUGAAUGCUGUUUUGCGUGGUGGUCGUAUCAAGCACUGUGAAUAUUAUCAAUGUGGUAAGGGUAGAGAUCUUGGUUUUGGUACAAUUCUGAAUUUCACAACAAAAAUUGGUGCUGGUAUGGGUGAGCAGAUGUUAUCUCGUGAAUAUUAUUAUUUGAGUACUCAACUCCCUCUCGACCGUUUCUUGUCCUUCUACUACGCGCACCCUGGUUUCCACUUGAAUAACUUGUUCAUUCAGCUGUCCGUGCAACUAUUUAUGCUGACGUUGAUGAACUUGAAUGCUUUGGCACACGAGUCCAUUAUGUGCAUCUACAACAGAAACAAGCCUAUUACUGACGUGUUGUACCCACUUGGAUGUUACAACUUUUCACCUGUUGUCGACUGGGUAAGACGUUACACGCUCUCCAUCUUCAUUGUUUUUUUCAUCUCUUUUAUUCCUAUUGUGGUUCAAGAGCUGAUCGAAAGAGGAAUUUGGAAGGCCACUCAAAGAUUUUUCAGACAUAUAAUCUCGUUAUCUCCAAUGUUCGAAGUGUUUGCCGGUCAAAUUUACUCGUCUUCGCUUUUGAGUGAUUUAACAGUUGGUGGCGCCCGCUAUAUCUCUACAGGACGUGGUUUUGCGACUUCCCGUAUUCCAUUUUCUAUUCUUUACUCGAGAUUUGCGGGCUCUGCUAUUUACAUGGGCGCUAGAUGUAUGUUGAUGCUAUUGAUGGGUUCUGUGGCUCAUUGGCAGGCACCCUUGCUCUGGUUCUGGGCGUCUUUGACCGCGUUGAUGUUCUCACCUUUCAUCUUCAACCCUCAUCAGUUUUCUUGGCAAGACUUUUUCUUGGACUACCGUGAUUUCAUCAGAUGGCUGUCGAGAGGUAACAACAAAUACCAUAGGAACUCGUGGAUUGGCUAUGUCAGAAUGUCAAGGUCUAGAGUGACCGGUUUUAAGCGCAAGUUGGUCGGCGACGAGUCUGAGAAAGGUGCAGGCGACGCUGCCAAGGCCCACAAGAGUAACAUGAUUCUCGCUGACAUUAUUCCAUGUGCUAUUUACGCUGCUGGUUGUUUCGUUGCCUUUACAUUUAUCAAUGCUCAAACUGGUGUGAAGGAUGCAGACUUAGUGAAUUCGACGUUGCGUAUCAUUAUCUGCACUCUUGCUCCAAUUGCCGUCGACAUGGGUGUUCUGUUUUUCUGUGUUGGAAUGUCGUGCUGCUCCGGUCCCUUGUUCGGCAUGUGUUGCAAGCGAACUGGUUCUGUUAUGGCCGGAAUUGCGCAUACAGUUGCUGUUGUCGUCCACGUCGUGUUUUUUAUUAUCAUGUGGUUGCUCGAAAGUUUUAACUUUGCAAGAACACUUGCAGGUGUAGCAACUUGCUUGUACUGCCAGAGAUUAAUAUUUAAGGUCAUGACUGUAUUCAUGUUGACACGUGAGUUCAAGAACGACCAUGCAAACACUGCUUUCUGGACUGGUAAAUGGUACGGCGGUGGCCUGGGUUACAUGGCAUGGACACAACCUACAAGAGAGUUUGUUGCUAAAGUCGUUGAGCUCUCUCAUUUCGCGGGUGACUUUGUCUUGGGACAUUUCAUUUUGUUUUGCCAACUGCCAGUUCUGUGUAUUCCAAUGAUUGACAAGUUCCACUCCAUUAUGCUUUUCUGGUUGAAGCCAUCGCGUCAAAUCCGUCCUCCUAUCUACUCGCUGAAACAAACGCGCUUGAGGAAGCGGAUGGUUAGAAAGUACUGUGCUUUGUACUUCAUUGUCUUGGCUGCCGCCGUUGCCUGCAUUAUUGGUCCAGCUGUGGCGUCUGGCCAAACGAAACGCACACCCUUUGCGGACCAAACUGAGAAGAUUGACCCAGUUAACAUGAAGUGGUUGGUUAACAUCGUUCAACCAAGACACCAAGACAAUAAUGACACUGGUACUAGCUUGGAAGGUGUGAGUGGUCAUUAUUAUAGUCACACUCCUUCAAUGCACUCUUUCUCUACCAAGAAAUAG